CUCGCCCUUCCCAUUCCUCUCUAUUUAUUUCCCUUGCCUUCUUCCCGAAGAGAAAAGUAAGUCUUCCUAUAGGUCUUCGACAAUGGCGACCCUUCCUUCCUCUUCAGCCUUGUUCAUAUUUUUCCUCUUUCACGUACUUCAUUUGACCAAUUGUGAGCCGUUUAUCGGGGUGAACUAUGGCCAGGUUGCCGACAACCUGCCGCCGCCGGAGGCGACGGCGAAGCUGUUGCAGAGCACGGCAAUCGAGAAGGUCAGGCUGUUCGGAGCCGACCCGGCAAUCAUCAAGGCGCUGGCGAACACCGGCGUGGGGAUCGUGAUUGGCGCGGGCAACGGCGACGUCCCGGCCUUGGCCUCCGACCCGAGCUUCGCCAAGAACUGGAUCAACUCCAACGUGCUCCCCUUCUAUCCUGCGAGCAACAUCAUCCUCAUCACCGUCGGCAACGAGGUCCUGUUCUCCGGCGACCAGAAUCUGAUGAACCAGCUCCUGCCGGCGAUGCAGAACCUCAACAACGCCCUAAACGAAGCUUCCUUGGGCGGGAAGAUUAAGGUCUCAACGGUUCAUGCCAUGACCUUGUUGAAGCAGUCCGAUCCACCAUCUUCCGGAAUCUUCGACCCGAACAUUGCCGAUCUGAUGAAGGGACUGUUGGAGUUCAAUAAUGCAACCGGUUCGCCUUUUCCGAUCAAUCCGUACCCAUUCUUUGCUUACCAGAGCGAUCCGAGGCCGGAGACUCUGGCGUUUUGCCUGUUCCAGCCUAACUCGGGACGAGUCGACUCGGGCACGAAGAUCAAGUACACUAACAUGUUUGACGCUCAGUUGGAUGCGGUGCGAUCAGCGUUGAACGCUAUGGGCUUCAGCGGAGUGGAGAUUGUGGUGGCGGAGACGGGGUGGCCGUACAAGGGAGACGCCAACGAGGUGGGUCCGAGCAUGGAGAACGCCAAGGCUUACGUCGGUAAUUUGGUGACGCACCUGAGGUCGAAGGUGGGAACGCCGUUGAUGCCCGGGAAGUCAGUGGACACCUAUCUCUUUGCACUCUACGACGAGGACUUGAAGCCAGGACCUGCCUCCGAGCGCUCCUUUGGGCUAUUCAAGCCUGACUUGUCCAUGACCUUUGAUGCUGGCCUUUCCAAGGCUAGCGAGGCUCCAUCAACAUCAAAAAGCCCGGUGACUCCAUCCCCAAAGCCCCAAAAAGCAGCAGUUUGGUGUGUGCCCAAGGCAGGUGUAUCGGAUGCCCAGUUACAAGCCAACUUGGAUUAUGCCUGUGGGCAAGGGAUUGAUUGCAGCUCAAUCCAACCAGGUGGAGCUUGCUUUGAGCCAAACACACUGGCAUCUCAUGCUACCUAUGCCAUGAAUCUACUCUACCAAACUGCAGGCCGGAAUCCAUGGAACUGCGAUUUCUCCCAAACAGCUACUCUCUCAUCCAACAAUCCCAAUGAUGGAUGACAAACUUUACUAGUGAAGAUACUAGAUGCUGUGUCUUCAGCAAGGAGCUUCCUCCAUUGACCUGCAACCAAACUACACACUAUGUCAUUCCUAGGAUUGACAGAAAGUAAACAGGCCUAACUUCAAAAUUUCAGGGUUUAAAACACCCGUGCCAAGUUGCUUGUCUCGAGUCUUGAGCCCUAUCAUUUGUGUUUUUUUUUGUGUCU
This is a messenger RNA of Diospyros lotus (date-plum), 1647 nucleotides long. Its product is annotated as glucan endo-1,3-beta-D-glucosidase. Gene Ontology annotation, molecular function: hydrolase activity, hydrolyzing O-glycosyl compounds. Bases 83 to 1441 code for a protein of 452 amino acids. Gene Ontology annotation, cellular component: plasma membrane. The transcript has 5 exons. The record is from RefSeq and is a predicted model, not a curated record. Gene Ontology annotation, biological process: carbohydrate metabolic process. Lineage: Eukaryota; Viridiplantae; Streptophyta; Magnoliopsida; Ericales; Ebenaceae.